Messenger RNA from Ostrinia furnacalis (Asian corn borer), 2300 nucleotides. RefSeq lists its product as uncharacterized. The record is from RefSeq and is a predicted model, not a curated record. The transcript has 6 exons. Bases 1 to 690 code for a protein of 229 amino acids. NCBI's taxonomy places the organism in Eukaryota, Metazoa, Arthropoda, Insecta, Lepidoptera, Crambidae.
AUGUCUUUUUACUGCAGGUUCUCGAAGAGGCAAGCCAGAGCUCCGGAGAUCAUGAACGAGGUCAGCUCGUACCGCGACCCGCUCAUGUACAACGAGUGGCCGGUCUACACGGCCCUGCCUCGCGCUGCGCCGAGGUUCCGAUACCAGUACCCGACGAUGCCCCGCGAGGCGUACGGCCGCGUCGUGACCAAGGCCCCGCCGAACGUCGUGCGCACUCCGGACUACGAUGAGAUGUUUGGCAUGCUGAACGUGCCUCACACCUCUGGCAAGAUCCUCAGGUACCCCGGACCCUCGCGGCCUCGAGGCGGGCCCACCUUCAUGGUUCCUCCUCAACGAGACAGAUUCGAAGCCCUGAAGAAGCUGAUCCGACAGGAGCACGUGCGUGAGCUGCAGAGGAAGUACGAGACUGAACAGAAGCAGGAGCUCAAGGAGAUCACGGCUGGGCGCGGAGGUGACGACUAUGCGUACGGCAACUACGGCGAGCAGGAGCCCCGCGGGCUGCAGUCUCUUCAAGUGGAGUACCCGGCAGACGAGCCCAACGCCAGGCAGCAUAACAAGAAGCCCCAAGCUGGAAGCCGCCAAGUCUCCCAGUUCUCUCGCUAUUCUGACGUCAUGCUGCCGCCAGUCCGCCGCACCUUCUACCACCCCUACUAUGACUACAUCACCCCCGACUUCGUCCCCUACUACUGAACCCCUCUCAUCCCCUAGAGGAACCCUUCUGGAAUCAGGGACUCUCCCAAUCAACAAGAAAGCAUAUCGGUACCAUAUCCCCGCUUCUGCUUACGAGUCGUCGAGCCGCGAGCUUUUUUCUAUAACGGCAAUAUGUAUUUUUAUAUUUGUAAAACCAAUUUUUUCUAUGUAGAUAUUCGAUAUACCCCCUUGAAUUUUUCUAGUAUGUAAAUUAAUCUUUCUUGAGACAAUAAUCGUAUACAAUUCGAGCAAUUAUGACAUGAACUGUCAAUUCCAGAUAAAUGUUAACGAAUUUGACAAUAAAUUUGACAAAAUUGGACAAUAAAAUACGGUGUAUUACCAUUUGAUGUUUGUAGUGAUAAGGUGUAAAAUGAUUAUACCGUGGUAACGGGUUUUAGGAUUUAAAAUGGCGGUUUAUAAUCCGCUGUCAGCUUCUUUCUUCUGAAGUUUUCGACGUAAGCGCAAAUAUAUUUAAAAUUAAUCAUUCUCCUGGAUAGUUCUUUUAUAAAUCUCUGAGGUGUCGUCCUAGAACGAGCUCCAACCUAUCACUUCUUGUAGAUAUAUAAUUUAAGUGAUUAUUGUUAAGUUUAUUAAUAAAUGUCAUACGUAUAUAAUUUGUGUACUUAAUUUUAAUGCUAUUAUUAGAAAACUUUGGCACGAUAGAUAGAUGUUCUUGGUUAAAAAUAAAGUGUGGGAAUUACCGCCCUCUAUCGGGCGAUUGUCUACAACUGACGGGUGAAGUGACGUCAUAUGACCGUCUAUUAUCGUGCUGUGGUAUUCGGUUCCCUUUGAAGUAGUGUCAAAGUGACAAUAAUGUUUCUAACUGCAGUAAACUGUAGUUUUUCAUCGAUAUACAUAAUUAUCGUUGUGAUUAGCUGCUAAGUUACCAUUACUGACUGUUACUCUUAUUCCAACGGCCAACGGGACGGCUUAGUCGAUUUCGGCGGUGCAAGGUUUUUCGGGUCUCAAUCAAAAACAUAAAGUUGAGCUCGCACAACCGAAUUCCGACGGAAAAAUGCUUUAACUAUGUUUAAAUGUUUCACGUUUAUUGUAUUAGAAUAAUUAUUAAGCGUAAAAACGCAGCUUAUACUCAUAUUCUAUUGGAUUAUAGUCGUAGGUGUGAACACAGCCUAACUCGGGAAGACUUAGUGCUGCCACUAGGAAAAAAUAAAAAAAAUACCACGAUAAAAACAGUUGAAUACGUAGCAAAGAAUAUCACAGAAUUUAAUAAAAAUAACAACUUAUAAUAAUAAUGUGUGUUAGCAUUAAUGUGGUGAUAAUCUUUUUAUCAGUUAAUGUGAUCAGAUUCUUCAAUUUUAAAUUACUUUUUCCAAAAGAUAACAAAAGUAAUAGAACAGAUCAAAAAGUGGCGUUGCACUGAAGGGAAGGUUGUUAUUCUAAGAAAGUUGUUACCUAUUUGUGUACUAUAUUUAUUAUUGUAACUAAUCAACUAUCGACUAAAUAUCGACAAGAUGGGUCGACAUAACCUCACAGACUAUGAAAUUUGGCUUUAAAAUUAUAUUACACAUUAUAUGGCUUUAAGCAAGUCAAUGAAUUCAGUAAACUUCUAUUUAUUAAAGGACGCGAGUCCCAUCCUAUAUGUUACGAUU